Owenia fusiformis is the source of this 2302-nucleotide messenger RNA. The record is from the annotation of a GenBank genome assembly. Lineage: Eukaryota; Metazoa; Annelida; Polychaeta; Sabellida; Oweniidae.
CUACUCGAGAAUUAUUGUUAAUUAAUCACCUGCUUGACAUUUGAAUAUGGUCUGAUUUUGGGCUCCAAAUUAACAGUUGCGUAGUCCCAAGGGAACAAAGACAAUGCAGAUGCGAAUUCUCAUUAUACCGCUAUUAGUGACUCUCUUUUCCAGCCACGUUGCUUCCAGGAAACUCUCGGCUGCAGAUGAGAAAAAGCUGGAUGAUUUUAUAAAUGAGGCGAUGAAAUGCCAACAUUACACGGGACUUUCGGUCAGUGUUGUGAGGGAGGGAGAGGCCGUUUACACUAAGGGUUUUGGCUAUGCUGUCUUUGAUGAUGAAGACUCGUCUAAACAUGUGAAUUUCACGGCUGACACUAUCCUCCCAAUGGCAUCCGUAUCAAAACACUUCACAGCGUCACUGAUUGGAAUGGUCCUACAAAACACAAGUUAUGAUUGGGACACGCCAUACCGACAAAUGAUGAAGGAAUUGUUUAAUGAAGACUUCUACUUCAAUGGUAUAUGGCGGACCAACAGAACCACCUUAAGGGACCUCCUCUCUCAUAGAAUGGGGACAUCCGGCCAGGAAGUCCUUCUUGCUAUAGACAGGUGGACAAAGCCCGAACUUAUGGAGAGAGUGAGAUUUCUCAAUCCGACUGCGCCAUUUAGAAGUUCCUACUUUUACAACAACAUUAUGUACUCCGUGGCAAGCUACAUAGCAGAGCGACACGCCGGGAAAGAAUGGGAUGAGCUUUUAAGGGAUAAUUUCUUUAACAAGCUUGGGAUGUAUAACACAUCGACAAUAAGACUUGGGAACGAUACCAAUUAUUCUGGAUGGGCCAAACCUCACGUCAACCUUGGUGAAGGGAACGACACCCAAUUUGAUAACAUAUUAGGUCCUUUUCCCAUGUGGCUUUUCAGUAGCGUAGGUAAUGCUGCAGCUGCGGCAGGUGGUAUAGCAACCUCAGCAAAGGAUAUGGCAAAAUGGAUGAACUUCCAAUUGGACUACGAAAAAUACCCAGAGAUUCUCAACCCUAACAUCACCGAUGAUAUUAGAGUUCCAGUCCAAACCAGACAAAAUAAUAUUCUACCCAGGGGCUCCGAGCCAGGCAAAGAUUUUAUGGAUACCCAGGAGAUCUCGUAUGCUAUGGGGAUUACAAAUGGGUUUUGGAGAGGUUACGAACAACUGGCUCACGAUGGAAGCAUAGUUCUCUGGACUUCUCAUAUGACGAUGCUACCAGCCAAAAAGAUAGGUGUUUACUUAGCAUCAAACCAGCCAGCUUUCUUCCUUAAUGAUCUAAGGAAAUACAUCGAGGACGUCCUUUUGGGUGUAGACGAGCCCUGGAUGAACAUUACACGGUUUUGUAAUCUCGGUCUUGAGAAUGUUUCACUUCCACUUAAACAACCAUCUGGUCAUGACGAGGAUUUUGGUAUGAGAGCUGGAAUUGAAACUAUGCUUAGAACAUUGAAACCAGAAUCACUGGUGAAAGCGCAUAGGAAGAUGGAGGGUCGAGAUCUGAAUCGAUUCAAGUCAAACAAAAAUGGAUAUGCCCUUGCUAAAGUCAUUAAGGAUCUCCCAGUGCAGAAAGGGGAAAGAAAGACAAGGGAAAUGAAUGAUAAAUUAAAGAAUUACACUGGCACAUUCGGACAAUUCGCAUAUGGUAAUUGUACAGUGGAUAUAUAUCCAGAUGAUGGUGAUCAUUUCUUAAUUGCUGGCGACUUGAUGAUAACGUAUGGCUGGAUCGAACUCACUUUAACGAAAGAAGAGAAUCAGGAGCACACAUUUGAACUAUCAGUCUGGAAUUUAUACGAGCCAACUCAAGAUAAAGUGGUUUUCUGGAGUUCAAAAAACAAUAGUGUAUUUGAUCGAAUGGAUAUGUCCCUCGACCCAGCUGACAAGCCAUAUACAUGGAGUAGAGACUUAAAAUGGGCAGACGCCCCUCCGCCAGAGACACACGAAUGUACUCCUCCUCCUCCACCAAAAACCUGCCCAACCAUGAAACCGAGCGGAUCCGAAAUAAAUAAACCAACAACAGGACUGGUGUUGCUAGUAUUAGUAUUUUGCACGUGGUUUCAUUCUCAAACCAUCGUGUAAUGUAACUUAGAAAUAAAUUAUACAUUCAGUACAUAUGCAAUCAUUGCUGUGAUUAAACAAUGUAACUGAAUAAAAUAAGGUGACAAGAAUGACGCAAUUUGCUUCCUUCUCUUGCAAAAUGGGACAUUUUUAGUACAGUUGAAGUAGUUUAAAUAUAUUUCAGCUUUACUAAUAAUAUUCUUUUGUAUAUGAUCAAAAGGUUAUAAAAUACAUUAGGUUAUAAAUUGUAAA